AUGUCGCGUACGCCGGCAAGAGAAGACGAAGAGGCCGAUUUCCUAGCCUUCCCGGAACCCAGUCCCACAUCUAGUCUCGAAGACCUCUCCCAUAUUGCAACAAGAGAUAUCGAUCUAGAUGAAUAUGGAUCUCCAAAAUCAAAACCCAACUUCGUCUCAAGAAUCAUCUCAGUUGCUACAAAUUCAUAUAAAUCAUCCACAACUUCAAGACUGGCCCGAAAACUAUUCUACACAGCCUUAAACAUCUCCCCCCGCGGUGGGCGCGGACGGCAACAGGCACUGGCGACACCCUCAAGAAUCCCAAUCGACAAAUACCUCCCCGUUGAAAUUCAUCUCCAAAUCUUCUCCUACCUCCCCUGGGAAACACUACUAGCAUGUUCCUUAGCAUCCCGCAUCUGGAGAGAAACCCUCUGGCAUCACGGACAAGACCACGGUUUUAUAAAAUCUAGCAAAGCCCGGUAUACCGCCCCAAGGAAACACAUAGGAAUCCUAUACCACAAAAUCCUUUAUCACAGACCUUGCGUGUUAGGAAUAUCAAGAGACGGCAUCACAAGUGUUCAUAUGAUGUCAAUCUCACCUUGGGAACCCGUCCCACUUGCAAUAAAUAAAUCAAAACUACGAAGCCGAAAACCCAAACCCUCGAUUCUAUCACCUUUUCCGGCCUCUUCUUCUUCUUCUUCCGACGAUUCCUCUGCAGAUGUUGUCUGCAAUGAUGAUCAAGCUGAGGGACAACGGACUACUGUUUUCUUAAACCCAGAGAAUAAUUUUGUAAUGAACGACGUAUUACUCAAGUUAAACCCGAUAUAUACCCCAAAACCAACGAUGGUCGCAAGGUUACUCGCUAUUUUGAAUGGUCUCAAUAAUGUCAAUCAUUAUACGGAAUACCUGCGAGGCUUGGACGACAAUUCUUCAUCCUCUUCAUCAUCUUCUAUUGAACUAGAUAUUGUGAUAACAGGUCAAGAUGAGCAGGAUUCUGGCAGUAAAAGGAUCGCUAGGACGAUUUCUACGGAUAAGGAGAGGGAAGGUAUUACGUUUAAGGUCUUUUUGGAGUAUGUGAGGGAAAUAGUGAUUGAAGAGAAGGGGUUGGAGGAAGGGGAAGAGAUGAUGAUUUUUAUCACCUUUUUAAUGAUUAAGGAUAAGAAUAUCAGUUUUGCGGUUUACCUUGACGGGUGGACUGGUUAA
Orbilia oligospora ATCC 24927 is the source of this 1182-nucleotide messenger RNA. RefSeq lists its product as uncharacterized. Bases 1 to 1182 code for a protein of 393 amino acids. The record is from RefSeq and is a predicted model, not a curated record. Lineage: Eukaryota; Fungi; Ascomycota; Orbiliomycetes; Orbiliales; Orbiliaceae. Gene Ontology annotation, molecular function: protein binding. The transcript has a single exon.